AUGAAGAUUUAUUGGUUAUUGUUGUUCUUUUCGUCGUUGUUACCUACGUUACUAGGUAACCAACUGUGGGCUGCCGAAAUUACCGGAGGAACGCAGGUUGCACAGCUCUUGGCAGCAUCGCACGGCUUCAAAAUCCUCUAUAAGUCAAAACUUGGAGAUGAUAUUUACAUCUUAGAAAAAGACGACAACCCUCUCCUGAAGAAGAGGAAAUCCGGUAAAUUACAAGACAGUAAAGAGGUACUGUGGGCUGAAGAACAGGUCCCAAAGAACAGAGAGAAAAGAGGAAUGUUCUCUUGGCUGCGAAGCCGGUACACAAGAGUUUUCAACGAUGUACUCUGGAAUAAGGAAUGGUACAUGCAAGACUAUAGAGAUGGGGCUCAGGUACCGGUACUGGAUCUAAACGUGGUACCCUGCUACAUGGAAGGUAUCACUGGAACUGGAGUCAGGGUAACCGUUAUAGAUGAUGGUCUGGAGUGGAGGCACGUUGAUAUAGCCAGUAACUACGAUCCUUCGAUCAGCUUUGACUUCAACGACAACGAUACCGAUCCUACCCCCCGCUAUGAUCCCUGGGGCAGCAAUUCUCACGGAACGAAAUGUGCCGGAGAAAUCGCAAUGGUUGCGAACAACAGGAUAUGUGGCGUUGGGAUCGCCUACAACGCAAGCAUAGGAGGGAUAAAGCUGCUCGACGGUCCUGCCAGUGAUCUCUUGGAGAGCGAGGCGCUCACCUUCAACCUGAAGAGAGUGGAUAUCUACUCCAACUCGUGGGGUCCUCCGGACGACGGGAGGACAAUGGAAGGACCAGGACUCCUCACGAGGAGAGCCUUUUUUAAAGGAGUAAAGGAGGGACGAGAUGGGAAAGGUAGCAUCUUCGUGUUCGCGGCAGGGAACGGGAAAGGAAAAGGGGACAAUUGCGGAGCGGACGGCUACAUCAACACUAUCUACACGAUAGCCAUCGCCAGCGCCUCCCAGGAGGGCAAGGCCGUCUACUACGGCGAGAGGUGCUCGGCCAUCCUGGCCACUGCGUACUCUAGCGGCGCCAACAGGAACGAGAUGGUGGCUACUACCAAUUUGAACAACACAUGUACACUACGACACACAGGGACUUCGGCUGCUGCACCACUUGCAGCUGGGAUCAUCGCUUUGCUGCUUCAAGCCAACAACAAUUUAACUUGGAGGGAUGUUCAGUACCUGAUCACUUGGACGGCUGAAGUAGCUCCAUUGUCCAAUAAUCCAAGUUGGAAUAAAAAUGCAGCAGGUUUUUGGGUGUCCUCAGACUUUGGUUUUGGUCUUCUAAACGCUCACAAUAUGAUCAAAAGAUCUAGAACAUGGCGCACAGUUCCUGAAAAACAUCUCUGCAUUGUGCCUGUUAACAUUGCUGGCAACGUCACCAUCUUCUCUGGUACCCAAACUAGGGUGACACUGUAUAGCAAGGCCUGCAGGGGGACCCCCAACGAGAUAAACUACUUGGAACACGUGGAACUUCGGCUUUCCUUGGAUUAUUUUCGGAGGGGCUCGCUCAGUAUACAUAUGACAUCACCUUCUGGUUUCAGGAGCACACUGCUGGAAGAAAGGUUCUGGGACGAAGCAAGAGUUGGAUUGAACAGUUGGACGAUGUCUUCGGUUCACUUUUGGGGUGAAAGGCCCGCUGGAUUCUGGACAUUCAUCGUUGGAACAAGAUUGUAUGAGGACAGACCAGAACUGAUUAGACCCGGAAGAUUGAGAAGUGCACUCGUUGUCUUCCAUGGAACAAAAGAGAAGCCUUCCAUAUACGACAAUGGUCCCAGGGAGUACGCGCCGUUUUAUCUUCCAUAG
Molecule: messenger RNA, 1812 nt
Organism: Nezara viridula (southern green stink bug)
Lineage: Eukaryota; Metazoa; Arthropoda; Insecta; Hemiptera; Pentatomidae
Source: the annotation of a GenBank genome assembly